AUGCUAUCUAUUUAUAAAGGAUUCUGUCUUUUGACAUCAGUGCUGUGCCUCUUCACAGGAGAAGCAAGUGCUGAUGCGCUAGGAGAUCUUCAGACGAAAGGACGAACAGCCAUCAAUACUCAGCUCGCGAAGUCUACUACAUGUACAGCGGCCAAGCUACAGGUUCGCAAGGAAUGGGGAAAUGUCUCUGUCGCGGAUCGAAAAGCGUACAUCAAGGCUGUCUUGUGUUUGAUGAGUGCACCAUCGAAGUUGCCAGCUGGAAAGUUUCCUGGUGCCCAGAAUCGUUACGAUGAUUUUGUUGUAACGCAUAUGCAACAAACUCUUCAAAUCCAUGGCACGGGGAGCUUUUUCUCUUGGCAUAGAUAUUAUACUUGGGCUUAUGAGCAAGCACUGCGUAAUGAGUGUGGUUACAAUGGAACCCAACCAUACUGGGAUUUUGGCAAGUGGACGGACCCUGAGAAAUCACCAAUCUUUGAUGGUACGGAUACUAGCAUGAGCGGUAAUGGAAAGAAGGUUUCUCAUAAAGCCACCUCGGUCGGCCCGGCCCAGAAUGGUGGCGGUUGUGUUGAGACUGGACCUUUUGCAAAUAUGACCGUUCGACUUGGUCCCGUCUCUCCUAUGGCUGACCCUGCUCCACCAAAGAACCCUAGAUCUGAUGGAUAUGGAAUCAACACGAGAUGUCUUCGUCGUGACAUCGGGCCAUAUCUCGUCUCCAAAGGAUCAACCACUGCUAUGAUGGUAAAUUUGAUCACAAGCAAGACCACUAUUGGCCCUUUCCAAGACACAAUGCAAGGUGGAAAUCCUGGGGUGCACACAUCGGCACACUUCACCAUAGGAUCGGAUCCGGGUGGAGAUUUCUACACAUCGCCCAACGAUCCAGCUUUCUGGUUGUUACAUGGCCAAAUUGAUCGACUAUGGACUAUCUGGCAAAGUCAAGAUCUUCCUAAUCGUAUGCAAGUCAUUGCUGGUGGUACUUCAAUGAUGGGUGGGGGUGCAGCGCAGAAGUUGACUGAUAAUAUCGACAUUUCCAAUGUGGCCAGCAAGGUCUACCAGAUUAAGGAUUUGGUCAGUAUCACUGAUGGGCCGUUCUGUUAUGUUUAUGAGUAA
Messenger RNA from Glarea lozoyensis ATCC 20868, 1107 nucleotides. Its product is annotated as Di-copper centre-containing. The coding region runs from base 1 to 1107 and encodes 368 amino acids. Lineage: Eukaryota; Fungi; Ascomycota; Leotiomycetes; Helotiales; Helotiaceae. The transcript is spliced from 6 exons. Gene Ontology annotation, molecular function: oxidoreductase activity. The record is from RefSeq and is a predicted model, not a curated record.